Molecule: messenger RNA, 3388 nt
Organism: Humulus lupulus (European hop)
Lineage: Eukaryota; Viridiplantae; Streptophyta; Magnoliopsida; Rosales; Cannabaceae
Product: disease resistance protein RPM1-like
Exons: 2
Coding region: 915-3020 (701 amino acids)
Biological process (GO): defense response to other organism
Molecular function (GO): ADP binding
Source: RefSeq, a predicted model, not a curated record
AUAUUUUAAUUUCCACAAGCUACCAACUUCUCCUUUUCUUAACCCAAAAAUCAUCGACUUACUAUACUUACUCUCUCUCUCUCUCUCUCUCUCUCUCCAUAACUUCUUCAAUAAUUUCUGCCAUACAUCAUAGUGUGUCCUCUGCAUCCUCUCCAGGUACAAACAAGGCCUAAGCGCGAGGAAGAAAAAUGGCUGAAGCAUUCUUAAAUCCGAUCAUUGAAAGCUUGAUUCAUCUACUUAAAGAUGAAGUUAAAUCCUUAAAGGGUAUCAAAAAACAAGUUGAAAGCCUAAAGAGGGAACUAGAGAUCAUUGAGGCUCUUCUCAAAGACGCAGAUGCAAGAGCAAAUAGAGAAGAUUUGAUCAAUGAUGUUGUGAAAAUUUGGAUGAAACAUCUGAGUGAAGAAGCUAAUCGUACAAGAGAUUUCAUUGAUGAAUACCGGUGGCAUGUGGCGCAGUGCACUACUGACAAGACUGGAUUCAUUGGAUUUUUCUGCAAAAUAGGUGGCCGAAUCAAAACUUUGAAGUCUCGUCAUCUUAUUUCUUCUCAACUUCAAGACAUCAUCCAAUCUUUGCAACGAAUCAAAGAAGUAGGUCAAGGGUUUGGCUUGAGUCAAUCUCUACAAGCAGGUUCAAGUGGCAAAACUUCGUACACAGAAGAGUGUGGCAACCGAUUUGGUGCUCACUUUGUCGAGGAAGAUGAAGAAUAUGUGGAUGUUCCUUUGUUUCAGGGAGAGCUAAAAAGCUUUUUGGUGGAAGGAGAGUCUGAACUUAUGGUUUAAUCAUUGGUAGGAGAAGGAGGGAUCGGCAAAACUACUCUAGCUAAGAAAGUCUACAAUGAGGUGAAACACAUAUUUGAUUGCCAUGCUUGGAUCACAGUGUCUCAAUCGUAUGAUGUGAAAAUUUUAUUGCAGAACAUGAUGAAACAGAUGGGCUUAGUUGCUAGAAGCACUAGUACUAGUUCAUAUUACGAGAUGAUGAUUCAAGAGCUAAUUACACCGCUCAGGAAACAUUUGCAGACAAAAAAGUAUGUGAUCAUUUUUGAUGAUAUUUGGGAUACAGAUUUUUGGGAAAAUAUCAAAUAUGCUUUGCCUGGCAACAAUAAUGGCAGCAGGGUUGUUAUCACAACACGCAAUGAAACAGUAGCUCCGUGUGAUGAUUUUAUUCAAAGGUUGGAAGCAUGGACUCAUGAUAUGGCAUAUGAGUUGUUUUGUAAGAAAACAUUUAGAUGUGAGUUGUUUAGGGGUCGUUGCCCUGAAGAGUUAGAGAUAUUGUGUCACAAGAUAAUCCAAAAAUGUCAAGGCUUGCCACUUGCAAUUGAGGCCAUAGCUAGUUUAUUAUCAAGAAAAAAGAAGGUGAAAUUUGAAUGGCAAAAAGUUCUUGAUAAUAUUGAUUUUGAGUUCAAAACAAAUCCUCAACUCAUGAGAAUCUUAAAAAUCCUUUCUCUUAGUUACCAUGACUUGCCUUACCACCUGAAACCUUGUCUGUUGUACUUUGGUAUUUUUCCUGAAGACUAUGUAAUUGAGAAAGAAAGAUUAUGUCAUUUAUUGAUUUCUGAAGGUUUUGUUCAAGCAAGGGAUGGAAAACCAUUGAAGGAAGAAGUUGAAAGAUACUUGGAUGAGCUUGUUGAAAGAAGCUUAGUUUCAAUUGAGACACUAUAUGGACCAGUGAUAGGUUACAAAGUUCAUGAUUUGAUGCAUGAGUUCAUCACAUCAAAGAUAAAGGAUUUGUGCUUUUGUCAAAUUUUUAGCAAAAACAAUGUAGAAUUUGAUGAAAACAAACAUUAUUGUCGCUUGUCAAUCCAUGGUGGAAGUAUGCCAGAAACUAUAACAAAAACAAUCCAACAGUACACAACUGUUCGCUCGAUUUUUUUACUUUUAAACUUCAAUGACAAUGAGUUGGUUAUAAGCAAGACAUUUUUGAUUGCUUUGUUUCAAAACUUAAAGCUCCUGAAAAUUUUGGACUUGGAAAAUGCACCACUUGAUCAUCUUCCAAAGGAAUUGGGAAAUUUGUUCCACUUAAGGUACUUGAAUCUUAGUGGUACAAAUAUCAAAGUUCUUCCAGAGUCUAUUGGUAAGCUACAUGAUUUACACUACUUGAAUCUCGAGAACACACAGGUGAAUAAGCUUCCAAAAUCCAUAGGCAAGCUUCACAAUCUACGUGUUUUGAAUAUUAUGUAUGCCUUUGUAGUGGAGUUGCCAAUGGAGGUUAAUGUGCUACACAAUCUUGAGAAAAUUUUUGCUUCACGUAAAAAUGAGUUACUCAAUUUGAGUGGGGUGAAGAUACAAGAAGGGUUUAGUUCUUUGGAGAAUUUGGUAACAUUAAUGCAUGUGGAAGUGCAUCAAGACGUGGUUGGUUUCACAAAGGAGAUUGAGAAGUUGAGCAAUUUAAAGACGUUGGGCGUUUCGAAUUUGACCAAAGAAACUUCCAGGGCUAUUUAUGAUGUUGCUAAGAAGUUGAAUCACCUUCACACUUUGCUUUUGAGUGCUCGUGAUGAUGAUGAUGAUGAUGAUAAGAUUCUAGACUUGGAUUCAAUCUCAUCAUCACCUCCACCAUUGUUGCAUGUACUGUACUUGUCUGGUCGAUUAAACAAGUUCGAGUUUUCAAAUUUCACUAACUUGGUGGGGCUGGUAUUACAUCUCUCAAAAAUGACAGAAAACCCUCUGAAAUGUCUGAGAGGCUUGCCCAAUCUAAUGCAUCUUUUCAUGGACAACUCAUACGAAGGAGAGCAGCUACACUUUGAGGAAGGUAGUUUUCCAAAACUCAAUGAGAUUCGCUUUAAAUAUUUGCUAGAAUUGAAGUUUAUCAAGAUAGAUAAAGGGACAUUGCCUCUCCUUAAGAUAUUGAUUAUUGAAUCUUGCCCACUUAUUGAGGAGGUUCCCUCUGGAAUCCAGUAUCUAACAAAGUUAAAAAAACUUGGUAUAUGGAACAUGCCCAAGCAGUUUGUGGAUCGACUACUGCAGUCCAAUGGGGGCAUUGAUUAUUCCAAAAUUCAGCAUUGGCCAGUAUUGGAUAUUAUCUAAACAAUAUAAUGUUCUAAGAUAUUAAUGUUCUUAUGUAUUUUAUUUAUUGAAUAUGUAGUGCUUUCUCUAAUUAUGUACUAAUUGGAUGUUUAUUUUGCUUUUGCUUUUCAUUUUGUAAUUUUUGACUUUGUAUUUUCUUUUUUUUUAAUUGUUCAAUAAGGUUUGAAAUCAGUGUUGAUGAUUUUAGAAUUGGGUGUUGAAAUUUCCCUCUUUAGUAUUACCAAGUAAUUAAGAGAGCAACUCUUUACUUAAAACGAAAAUAAAAAGUUGUUGAAGUACUAUGAUCGGUUGCUCUAGCAGUUUUCAAUCAUGCUAUAGCGAUAAUUGAAUAUAAGAAAAACGUAAAUGAUACAAUGACAUUUUUAUGU